Ilyonectria robusta is the source of this 678-nucleotide messenger RNA. RefSeq lists its product as uncharacterized. The coding region runs from base 1 to 678 and encodes 225 amino acids. The transcript is spliced from 2 exons. The record is from RefSeq and is a predicted model, not a curated record. NCBI's taxonomy places the organism in Eukaryota, Fungi, Ascomycota, Sordariomycetes, Hypocreales, Nectriaceae.
AUGCAAGCCGACCGCAAGCCGUCACCGCAAGCCGACCGGCCAGACGCAAGGUACCCAGGGCAGGCUAUGCUCGCGGCAUCGCAUCAGCGGGCUUGCCUCUCCCAUCACAGUCGCACCAGCCCACUCGAGGCCUGGACGGGACGCAAGGCGCAAGACGCAAGACGCAAGACGCGCCGAUCUAGAUGGGCUCGCGGCGUGGGCUUCCGACCCGGCAUGGCGGUGCGACACCAAGCAGCCCGUCCCAUUGGAACCCUCGACGACGAACGCACAAACGCACGGUCGGGUGUCACCGCAACAGGGCGCUCGCGCGGUGUGAUCUGGGCCUCUGGCUGGGCCUCUGGCUGGGCCUCUGGCAACUGGCUGAACGCGAGCAGGGUUAGGCAAGGCGCGAGAUCUGCGAGGUGCGAGCCUGUGUGGGUGGCCACGCACGGCCUGUACGAGAGUCGUUGGCUGAAUUCUGGAUUCCGCUGUGGGAAGCAGAAGCAAAAUGGACCCGUGAAGGGAUCAUUCGAUGGACACCGUCACCACCACCGAAUCUCGGUCGGGAACGCUGAUUCGCCGUCGGAUGCGCCUCAACAACCCUUCACCGAUUCCUCAGUGGGCUACUGCUACAACCAAUGCUCUCGUCGAAACGAAACAGGCGCACACACGACCAGCCGUGAGAGCUGCUCGGCAUGA